CGAUGGCAGCUCGAUUGGUACAAUUUAGACGAAUUAAAUGACUCGUUAUAGAGAUUAUUUCCGCUCUUAUCCGAUAACGAAGUAAAAAUGUGUUUUAUAAAUACUGUUUAAGCUGUUCACGCACGCUUCUUACGUGCGUAUUGUGUUAUUAAGAUGUAUAUUCAUUACACCGUAGGAGCCAUUUUUAUUGUAUUUAUUUUGUGCGUUCAUUGUGAUAAUGUAGCCAACGACAACGAAAUCAAGGAGAUUUACGUUCCGUCCGCGCCUCAAAACCUGACAGCCAACAACGUAACUACAGAUGAAGUUCACCUCUCAUGGGCCCCGCCAUUGACCUUCACUCUGCGCACCCUUCCCGACAGAAACCUUGACCUGAAGAGUCAAACUCUAGUCCCUGACCAAGACCAGUCAGCUUCUAACAAGAAGUUAGAGCCACAAGGCGACGAACCAGUCAAUGACGUCUUAAGCCAAGACGCAAUCACUGCAGAAAGACAGAAAGACUUUGAAUACUCCUCCUAUAACUGGUACAAGAACGAUAAACACAAAUAUAAGGACGACUACUCCUCUCACGUCCUUAUCGAUGACUACAGACACAAAAGGGAUGUCCGAACACAUAGGCAUAGAAAAAGAUGGCCGGAAAACGAUACCGACACAAAACUGCACUUCGAGAAAAAUCUUGAAGUGUUAGAAGCUCACCCAGAUGAGCAAAAGGAGGUUGUGAAGAAGUCCUUUGCACAGCCUAAGCAUAGAGAAAAUACACAGGUUGCUUAUGUGCUUUAUUAUGAGCAAGGAGUACCAAGAUAUGACGUGAACAUUGUCAAUGGCACACAGAAUUCGGCCGAUGUGAAAAGAAAGAAUGUUUUCCCAAGUGACUUGGGUAUGGAAGACUAUUCGAGGGCGACGAAGAAUUUGACGCUGCUUAACACUUCCGGGAAGGUGACGAAAGUCGUCGGUUUCCGCCUGAGGAAUUUAAAACCAUUCACACCAUACAAGAUCUGGGUGCGAGCUUUCUACAACUUCUCGCUAGAUGGGGUAAAGUCAUCCGAUUUGUUGGACCGACUUGGCCCCAAAUCGGACCCUCUUUACGUGUUGACAGAUGUCAGACCACCUUCUGCUCCGAUAAUACUGAAUCUGACUUGUGAUCAGACUAAACGUACACUUUACCUCCAAUGGCGGCAACCGUUAGAGUACAACAACUCUUUAGACCAAUACGUGGUGACAUUACGGAAGAUUCCAGAACAACAGCCUCGGACGAGACUCACGCUGCCCACUAACAAGAAUGAUAUUGAAACUACCAUACCUAUUGAAGUGGAUCUAUGGAACGUGACACGGUACGAAGUAAAAGUGUAUGCCGUCACACAGUCAGUUGCCAGAGACAAAUCUUUCAUAAACGGCGAAGAAUCGAACCCGGAGGAGGUGUCGAGCGAAUGGUGUGCCGCCCACUCUGAAGCGAUGUCGCCCAGAGACGUGCCAGAGUCGGAAGGCGUCAGCAACGCCGCGCUGCUGGCCGUCUGCCCGCUGCUAGUGUUCGCUGUGGCAGUCGCCGUCUUGUACUGGAGAUGCAGAGCUCGUUUGAGUAAAUGCAUUAGCGCUGCUUACAAUUACUUGGAGGAAGGAGGCGAGAGGGCAGUGAGGGCGCCACUCAACUCUUACAAAAAGCCAGUCGUAAACUGCUCUCCGCUAGUGUCCUGCGCGUCUGGAGCGGCGGAGGGCGGCGCGGCUGCGGGCGACGCGUGCGGGGAGCGAGCGCGGCCGCCCCGCAUGGCGGGCGCGGGGCAGCCCGCGGUGCCCGCACUCAGCUUCCCCGCGCAUGUCGCUGCUUUACAUGCUGAUGGCGAUAUUGGGUUUAGCAAAGAGUAUGAGAUCGUAGUAGCGAAGUCAGCAGCAUUGGGUCACACUAGUCAUCACAGCCACAGACCAGAAAAUAGACUGAAAAAUAGAUACUUGAACAUCACAGCAUACGACCACUCCCGCGUCUGCGUGUCUGCGGGCGGUCGCUGCGGCGCGGCGGGCUGCGUGGGCGCCGGCGCCGCGCCCGCCCGCGGCGCCUGCGACUACGUCAACGCCAACUUCAUCGACGGCAUGCUGCCGCAGCUGCAGCCGCAUCACGUAGCCAGGAUACGCAGGAAGCUGGAGAGGAGGAAUAGACCCCACAGACAAUCAUCAGUAAAACCAACGAAACCCCCGCCCAAUCUCGCAGAAGGCAUAGAGUCUGCCUUCCUGAACAUCGAGUUCUCCGGCAUCGUGGAGUCUGACGAACAGAACUCGGAUUCUGACAGCGACAGGAGCGAUUCUGACUCCGAUCUCGACGACGUGUAUGUUGAUAUCGAGGGCGUACCAACCCGCGUGAAACUAGAAUGGCUAGUGUGGCGACGACGGUACAUCGCGACCCAGGGCCCCACGCCGGCAACACUGGACGCCUUCUGGCGCAUGAUAUGGCAACAUCGAGUGCAUACUGUGGUCAUGAUCACUAACCUCGUCGAGAGGGGACGGCGUAAAUGCGACAUGUACUGGCCGGCGGGCGGCGCGGGCAGCUCGGCGGAGUUCGGCGGCGUCCGCGUCACGUUGUUACACGAGGACGUCCGCGCCGCCUACACCGUGCGGCACAUGCGGGUGCACUACUGCACCACUGACCCUGAUAGAGGAAGUACACCAAGCAGCGGCGACAGUUCCAGCAGUGGUACAGACGGCAGGACAGUGGUACAGUACCACUACACCGUGUGGCCGGACCACGGUACGCCGCGCCACCCCCUCGCUGUGCUACCCUUCGUGAAGGCGGCCGGGAAACAUUCCUCUACCGUGCUGGUGCAUUGCAGCGCCGGCGUCGGCCGAACAGGCACAUACAUAGUACUAGACGCCCAAUUAAACCAGCUAAAACUGACCGGCACUCUCUCACCCCUGGGCUUCCUCUGCCGCGCCCGAACCCAACGCAACCACCUCGUCCAAACCGAGGAACAAUACGUCUUCGUACACGACGCUCUACUAGAACACGUUCGCUCCGGAGACACAGAAGUAGAAUUCCCUAAAGCACGACAAUAUUUAGCCAAACUGCUCGAACCAAUCUCCGAUGAAGAACUAGCCGUUUUAGACCUAAACCCCCCUAAACAUAAAAGUACCAACGACUUAUCAAAUGGCGUUGAAAAUGGCGAAACUUCAAGCAUUAAAUCCAGUCAAAAUCCUAGCGAAAAAGAAGUACUGGAAAAUGGAAGUCAGAUGUCUAUAAAGACCGAUGAUUUGAACAGUGAACAGAGUAAAUCGGUUAAGGAUUCCGAAGGUACGGAUGAGCCUAAAGAGGGAAUGGUCAAUGGGGAGGAAAAUGAAGGGGUGUAUGAUCUAGCGCCGAGGUCCACUGACACGUAUAGCAAGAAGAUGCAGGCGUAUAAUAAUAUGACUGAUACAGAGAAGGAGGAAUUGAGAAGAGCGAAUCGUGCAGAGAAUUACGCGUUGUUAGAGCGCAUGCGCUCUCUAGCGAACAGACAUCACACGUACCAGGGGCCGCCGCCCGUCAAUUUGCUUGAGAAACAGUUUCUGCUAAUAACCCGUUCGUGCGUGGAAGCCAGCGUGUGUGCGCGGGCGCCGCACAACGCGGACAAGAACCGCCCCGGCGGCAUCCUGCCCUCCGACUCCGCACGCGUCAUGCUGGUGCCCAAGCCGGGGGUCGAAGGUAGCGAAUACGUGAACGCAUCAUGGGUAUGCGGUAGGCGGCGCGUCAGAGAAUAUGCGGUCGCCCAACACCCGGCCACCGGCGCCGACCUGUGGCGUCUACUAUGGGACCAUACGGCGCAGCUGGUGCUACUUCUCUCAGACACCACCGACCCGGAAUGUGAAAUAUUCUGGCCGACGGAAGAAGAGAAAGAACUGUUCGUCGCCAACUUCAGAGCUAGUUUCGUUUCAAAAGAAACAUACGUGGCUCAUCGGAAAGUUGACAGGAAGACCUCUGCUGAAUCUCCCGUCGAACCUGAGACGAAUGGAUACAGGAGGCAAGAGAGUAGCGACUGUGCUGAUGAUGAGCGACUGAUACCAGAGAACGGGUCACCAGUAGCUGAUACCGAACCAGCUUACCGCUUCGACAGAACUGAAUUAAGGCUUGAACGCCUCAGCGCCGGCAACAGAGACCUAUCAGCCAGAAAAUCAAUAGCAAACGGCGACCUAUUCUCCUCUUUAUCAGAAAAGAAAAACGGCCCCAAAUCACCGCGGUCACCCUCAAAAAUGUCCCUCAAAAACUUUAAACUAAGCUCCCCAACUAAGUUCAAGUUCCCCGACUGGGGGAACAGGACUGCCGGGUCGCCUCCCGACACGGCACCACCUCCCCCACCCGUCGCCCCCGCGCUUUCCGUCGAAGAGGAAGCAGAACUCCGUCGCCCUUGUUAUUAUUUCGAGAGAGUGGAUAAAAUACCUGAAGAUAUACCGUUGGACAGAGUGAUAGAAGUUACAAAUGUCAGUGUGCAUUCUUUACAAGAUGACUAUCAGUUAAGUGUUAAGUUUAUUAAGUGCAGUCGGUGGUUGGACGGUGAGACUACUGAUUACGUUCAGGGUAGGCCGGAUGAUAAUGAGUUUGUGAAGGCAGUGAGGCAUGCAGCCAGUGAAAGUGAACGGGAGCAAGCGAUAGACAGGCUUAUAGAGCCUUAUAAGGACUCGUUUGCACUGGUCGAGUAUGUUGCCGGAUGUCAGAUGGAGUAUAAGAAUGGACCGGUCGUUGUUGUUGAUAAAUACGGCGGCUGGAAAGCCAUGAACUUCUGCACCAUGUCAGCGGCCUGCGGCGGGGCCCGGGCUGCCGCUGCCCACGACCCUGGCCUGGCCUACCGCGCCGCCCACGACGAGCGAGCCUCGAUAUACUGCUGGGCGGCGCUGGGUGCUCAUGCGCGGACGGCGCCGGCCGACGCGAGGGCGCAUCACCAUGCUGCGCUGUUGGCGGCGUAUUGUGCGCUAGCGGCGUAUGGUCAGCUGCUCACUAAUACUAAUCAUAGGUAUCCACAAGAAACGCCCGAACAAGAAUCUCGGUAAUACCAUUUCACAUGUAAGUAAAUAAAUACUCAGCGCGUUGUGUGUUCGUCUGUGCCUACCCCGCCGAAUCAUCGUAAACUCGUGAAGCCUACACGAUGAAACUUUCACCAGGAUAGGCCAGUGAAAACAGUGUGAAAGUCUACGAUACACAGCCUUUUUCUGCAAGAAUAUAGUGUAUAUAAAAGGCGUCUGAAAAUUCAAUAGCUAAGACUUUCUGAAGAUCAGUGUUACCUAUACAGUGUCAGAUAACAAAAAUAUGGUGAAAAUAAAAGGUUUCCGAUCAUACCAUAGCUAAGACUUCUAAGUGUUACUCAGUGUCAGAUAAACAAUUUUGGUGUUUCUAAAGCUUCUCCGAAAACAUAAAAGCAUGGUUAGCGUGACAGAAAAGAUAUAACAUUUUGUAUAAUGUUGCAUCAUCUCUUUUCAUCACAACAUAAGACAAAAGCAUGCUUUUUGUUAGAAAGUAAGAAAAGAAAACAGCGUGAUUUUAAAGUUUAUAUCGGGUGCGUCGUUCAUAAUCACAUUAAAUGAAAUCGUUAAUAUACUGGUUAAUAUAUGUCGAUUAACACAAAGAUAAAAGAAAAAUACGUAAAAAUAAAAAAAUGUUAUUUUCAAACAAAGUAAAUGGAAUAAAAAUGUGCAAAAAUUAGAACACCAUAUAAAAGUCAGUCAUCACAAACAACUGAAAUUCUCCCUUGAAAACUGACAGCUGUCAACUGAUGAAAACAUACGAUAUUCCUAACUUUAUCUCUGCUUUACACAUGAUGUUGUAAAUUAUAAAAACGAAAAAUGACUCUUGUGGCUAAACCACUGAAUGGAUUAGGUAAUUCUUUUUACAAUUCGUCAUAGAAUAUCAUAAAGUAUAUGCGAUAUGAUGUGAUUGUGAACGACACACCCGAUAUUUAUGACUGAAUUUUAUAUCAAACUUCAUAUGUAAAUAAAGGGUGACUGGUAAAAAGAGACAUAUACUUUAAUAUGUGAUUCUACUCAUUCUAUUCAUGAUGAUUACAUACAACUUUUUUUAUAUUCUCAUUAGUUAAAUCACAAUAGCAAAACAAUCAAACAAGAAGUUCAAAGUUUGAUACGGCUAUUUAUUUGUGACGGGUAAUUUGUAUUACCAGUAAUUGGUAUUAAAAGGUAAUAUUAAUAACCAGUCAAUUGGUAAUUAGUAUUACUAGUCACCCUAUACCUGAGCCAGUUUCUCUUAGUGAAUUUGACAGAAAAUCCUUUUUAUAGAAUACUUGAGAAAUGUGAAUGUAUUUUACAGUUUAAUCGCUAAAUGAAUGUUUCUUGAUAUGUAAAUUAUGACGAACAAAAGUGAAUCUUUUAUUAAUCAACUUACGGGCUAGUCUUGAUAUUUAAAAUAGACCAUUUGUAUUAAGUUAUGGCGGGUAGGGAUACAUUAAUUAUUUUGUAUUGAUUUUCAAGAUUUACAUGUUUCUAAUCACCACAGUUCUUCGUCCUCAAUCAAAGAUAAAAUAAUAAAUUGAUUAACUUUUUAUUUUAAAUUUGUGUUUACAUACAAAAACAGUAAUUCGUUCCUGAGUGAAUGAAAUAAAGUUAAAAGUCAUGAUAAAUUUAUCCAUCCGCCAUGGCUUAAACCUGAAGUUAUUUCAACACAGUGAUACAAAACAACAGUUAAUCAAUUCUAUACAAAAAACGAAACAAAAUCGUAAACUAUGUAAAAAAUACAAAAAUUAUAAAUAGUAUUAGAGUAGAAAACAUUAUAAUCGUAUUUUAAUAAAUUAUACUCAACAUUGGUGCGUCGAAAUUCCUAUAUAUGUUAUAGAUUUUUUUUUUGUAUAAAAUUGACUAACUGCGCGGAAGCAAUAAAUGACGUCACAUAGGGUUGUUUACUGCGUGCAACGUAAAGUAUCGACUAUCGAUAAGUUAUGGGGAUUACAAACGUAAUGCUUUUCUUAUGAAAUAAGCUGUGGUUGUGUACUCAGAUAUUAGUGAAGGAUUCUAUCGAUAUUUCUAGCCAGUUUUUGUAUGUCGGCCAUGCUUUUUAGGUCUUGGUUGGGUUCAAUUAAAAUUUCAAGUCAACUAAACAGAAAGUGCAUGGAAAUUGUGCUAUUGUAGUAAUUGAAUUUGAUACGCUACUUAUUUUGGCAAGUCCGAAUUUAUCCCAUUGGCUGAGCAUUAGACAUUUUUUAUAAUUAUCUACUGUAUAGCCAAAUGGGGCUAACUUCAGAUUUUUUAAGAUCCGUGGUGCGUCGUAGUGGUCAUGCUAAGUAAGUAAAAGUGAAAAGUAUCCGAAAAUCAAUAUUAACGCUGUAAUGUUUUCAAUAUGAGUAUAGAGGGCCAAAAUUAGAAUCCGUAUACCAGUAUAAAUUCCUUGAUCAAGGAUAACUUAACUAGAGUCAGAAAUGUUAUCAAAUAUACAAAAAAAAAAAAAAAAAAACAGUCAAAAUAUGGUUUAUUA
Molecule: messenger RNA, 7426 nt
Organism: Helicoverpa zea (corn earworm)
Lineage: Eukaryota; Metazoa; Arthropoda; Insecta; Lepidoptera; Noctuidae
Exons: 21
Coding region: 154-5001 (1615 amino acids)
Biological process (GO): protein dephosphorylation
Molecular function (GO): protein binding; protein tyrosine phosphatase activity
Source: RefSeq, a predicted model, not a curated record